Messenger RNA from Athalia rosae (coleseed sawfly), 1670 nucleotides. It is a transcript of the gene Lsd-2, whose product is annotated as lipid storage droplets surface-binding protein 2. The record is from RefSeq and is a predicted model, not a curated record. Lineage: Eukaryota; Metazoa; Arthropoda; Insecta; Hymenoptera; Athaliidae. Gene Ontology annotation, biological process: positive regulation of triglyceride storage; lipid storage. The transcript is spliced from 4 exons. Gene Ontology annotation, cellular component: lipid droplet; cytosol. Bases 260 to 1153 code for a protein of 297 amino acids.
AUGCUUCGUCGCAAUCUAUCCACCGAGCACUACUUUCAGAAGUGCUGGCUAACGAUUCAACAGUCCCUAGGGAUAACUUCACCAAGCUUUUCUGGGCAAGAGUCAGUAGUAUUUCGUCGGGGAUCUUGGAAAGUCGCAAAACUUGUUGAACCUACAGUGAACGGGCGUUUCUUAUCAAACUUUACAUCGUUGCAGGCUUGCAUCGUUGCAGUUAUAAUUCGUCGCAUCUCAUCUUUAUACUGAAUUGAAGAACUUCGAAAUGUCUGCGAACGCAACGGAAAAGGUUGAAGGUGAUCAAUCGAAGGUUGAGAGCGGUCAUCAUCUUGAAGUUUUUGACAGAGUUUGCAACAUGCCCAUGGUACAAUCUGCGAUCGAAAAAACGGGCUCAACUUAUACCUACGUCAAAGAAUCAAGCGACCUUUUGAACUGGGCCCUAGGCUACGCGGAAUCUGGACUACAAUAUGCUUCAGCAACCGCAGCGCCGAUUGCAACACCUCUUGUGAAAAAAUUUGAAAAACCAAUAAACGCCGUAGAUCAAACUCUUUGUAAGGGACUCGAUAUAGUCGAGCAAAAGGUUUCUAACGUCAGGGAAUCGGCGGCCCACCAACCACAACAGAUAUUUUUUUCGCAGAUCGCUGAAGCGGCUAAGGCAGUCCUGAGCAGCUCUUUAACACCGGCUCUCGAAAAGCUAACCGCAGCUAAGGAUUCGGCUACCCAACAAGCCUCAUCGCUCAAAGAAUCGGCUCUGACGAAGGCAAACGAACUUCUUGACACACAAUUUGGUAACAUGGCAGUCCAAGGCGUCGACAACACCAGCCAAGUGGUGAACCGACUUUUGGAUCAAUAUUUUCCCGAAGUUACCGGUGUUGAGCAUGUGGUACCAGCUCCGAUUUCGGCCGAAGAAAAUAAGGUUCUCCAUACUGUGCAGACCGUCGGGCAGCUAUCAACAAAGACAGCUAGAAGAGUAUACCAUUCGAUUUCAGCUCAACUGAAGACAAUAAAGAAAGAAGAUGUUACCGCAUAUAUGAACAGUGCAAUGUCGAUCCUUCACCUCACAAAGCUUCUGGGUACCGACAAAGAAGAUGGCGAAAACGCCAGCAGUCCUGCGGAAGAGAAGGUGGAUGACGAAACGGAAAAUAAGGAAAAGAAAUAGUUAAUCAAAUAGGUUUAAUUGUUUGGUCGUGAGUAUACCGAGCAACAGCCUAUCACAUCGUAUUAGAAUAUGUUAUAAUCGUAUGUUGUAUGAUGGUUGUUUAGAUAUUUAGAUUUUCACAGUGUCCUGCCAUGACUGAUAACAUAUAACGCACAUCGAUUUGUGACCAGGGCCGAUAGAUGACUGUGUAAAAUCUUUUUCCUAAAUGUUUAUACUUAUUUUUAAAGAACAAAAAACGAUUUAAGAAGCUAUAUAUAGUAUUUUACGUAAUGAAAUUUUUUACUCGUAUCAAUUCUCGUAUUGAGAAAGAACUUAUUCUUGUACGUGUAUAUGCCUCGUCGGAAGUUAAGGAAAUAUCGAGUGAUUUAAUUGUGCUAUAAUUAUUCUAAGCGAAUUUUUCGCUCGAUGCAUAAAUCGUUAAAUUUGCUACAUUUUUGUACAAACAAUAUUGAAAUGUUUAUAAUAUCAUGUAAAUUGAUUAGAUGUAUAAAAAUAUAUGUACUUUUUUUAAAACAUA